AUGUGGAUCCACUGGAACAAGGCUACCAAUCUGUUCCAUGCCGAGGAGGUAUCGCGCAUCCUCAGCUUCCCAGCGCCUAGACUCAACGACCUGGUCCGAAUAGACAUGAAGGACUACGCUCUUUGCUACCAGUUCCCUUCGUCCCCGACCGGAUUUCAAAACUUCGCCAUGUGGCCAUUGUUCUGCUGCUUGUCUAUCCCGAACAUUGUGGGUGUUGUUGAGGCCGCUAUCUCACCUACUCGCCGCAUCAUUUUCGUCAGUCACUAUCCUGCCAUGCUUACUAUGGCCGCUGAGACGGUUCGAUAUUGCGUUCGCGUAUACGAAUGGAGCGGUCUCUAUGUUCCUGUUGUUCACGCCCGCCAUGCCAAGGACUUGGUACAGGAGCCGGGCCCUUACAUUCUUGGUAUUACUGCCGAGUGCCGCUCCCUAUUCACUGCCCCAACUGAUGCUUUGGUCAUCGACCUCGACCGCAACUUCGUCCUCACCUCCAGUCCCCCAACCGCACUGAACCCUGGCCAGCGUAACAAGUUUGUUACCCGUCUUACCCAGUCCCUCAACGGUGAUGUGACACCUUCCGGUGUCCCCCAGCAUCUUCGAUCUGCCUAUGGCGGUGGCAAGCUUGUUCCGGCUGGUCAAAUCAUCGUUAUGCGCGGUGAAGUGGAGUCUAUCCAAGAUCCCGAGUGGUGGAACCAAGAUGCAGUCAUGGCGGUCAUGGACCACGUCUGCGAGAAGAUGGGCCGUAACACAGGCAUCAAGGCUGUCUUUGGCGGUUCCGUCAAGAAGCCUUUGAUGACCAAGGUUUCCAUGAGACAUCUUAACGAGAUCGUCCGAGAGAGGAACCAGUACUCUCGUGAUGCACUUGAGGCCUGGCAGGAUUUCAUUAACCUAAAGGGUCGCAUGGACACGGAGCUCAACAAGGUUACGAAGCGCAACAAUUAUCUCAACGAAGAGCUUGAGAGUUGGAAGCAACAGUUCCUCAAAUUCCAGGCGUUUGCUGAGCAGCUUACCAAGGAGACUCAGGACCUCAAGGUCAAGAUUGAGAGCCACAAACGGGAGAACAGACGGCUUGCUGGUCUUAUUGACCAACAGAAGGAUGACAACUCGCGUCUAUCCGUUCGCUUGGGUGCGACUGAGAAGCAGCGUGACGAUGCUCUCGAGGCCCUGGUUCUUCAACAGGAGAUCGCCGAAGAGCUUGAGCGUGAGCGCAAGCGCAACAAGAAGGAACUGGCUGCCCUUCAACACACCAAUGUUACUAUUCUUAGACAACGUGAUGAAGCCCGUCGUGUUGUUCUCCAUCUGCGCAGCCUCAUUGGUGGCCAAAGCCAUCACAUGGAGCACUUGGUUCAGUCUUUGACCAAGCCUGACGACUUGGAACGUGAGAUUGAGGAAGGUUAUGACCCAGAGGAUGAGGAUGGAGAGGCACCCAGAGACGCGGACGUUAACCAAGCUCGUCUUCUCUCUGCCGCCGCUCAGGCCAACAAGAGACUCUCGACAUCCAGUUUCAAGGAUGUGGCUGACCGCCACCUAAAGGACAAGACUGAUGCUAUUGCCCACAUCAUCAGAAACAUUGCCGAGCAGUGUCAGGCUGCCGUUGAGGGCCUUCAGUUGGCCCAGGAUGCCGAGAUUGAUGAGCGUGCCGCCAAGCUUCGUGCUCAGCGUCGUCGCAGCAACCUCUCUGCCACCGGCCAGAGUGACGAUGGUCACGAUACACAGUCGAAUGCGACUUCGGAGAUGGGUGAGGACAGCCUCCUUCACCCCGUCUCUGGCAGGACAUCCAGCAUCCCGCCUACUCCCGACCUUGUUCCCAACAGGAGCAGCACGGCGAUGUCCUUCGCCUCCAGCGCUGCGACUCCCGAGCGAUCAAGUCAGCAGUACAUGAUUCGUGAGGAUAUCCCGACAAAGAUCGUCGAGGAUGAUGAGGACUUUGAGGAGGAUCGUAGCGAGUCCGAGUCCAUGCCUCAGCAGCACGGCGUUGUCGGCAAGCACUCUGAUGGCCUCAUUCACCGGCCAUCGGGCGCUCGCAUCAGCGCUCUUGGCGGCACUCGCUAA
Colletotrichum truncatum is the source of this 2049-nucleotide messenger RNA. RefSeq names its product denn domain-containing protein. Gene Ontology annotation, biological process: regulation of Rab protein signal transduction. Lineage: Eukaryota; Fungi; Ascomycota; Sordariomycetes; Glomerellales; Glomerellaceae. Gene Ontology annotation, cellular component: cytoplasmic vesicle. The record is from RefSeq and is a predicted model, not a curated record.